AUGCGUUAUUGUGAACUAUAUGGGUCUGUGAUCUUGGCUGCCUCUGGAUUGACUGGAAGACUUUGGACCGGAUCCCUGUGGUACUUUGAGGACCCAUCCAGUGCUCCGGAUGUCAACAGAAGCAGUGCAGGAGUACGGACUGAGGCAGGAAUAACAGACUUAGAAUGGAUUGAUGAAAACAGACUAGCUGUUGCAUCAGAUACAGGUGCAAUCGAGAUUUGGCAACUUGAGAGCAACGCAUUCCGUAAUUUAUUUUAUUUAUAUGAGCAUGAUAGUACAGUGAACUCCGUCAGCGUCAACUCAAAUAAGACCCGUGUCAUCAGCGGCUCGUCAGACAGACUGAUUAAGAUCUGGGAUCUUGCUACACAGCGUUCUAUUCGUACACUCAACGUCCACACAGGAAAGAUUGAACAGCUAGCAUGCAGUCCAAAUGAAUUAGAUGUCUUUGUAUCGUGUUCACAGGAUGGAUUUGUACUAUUAUGGGAUAUGCGGAAAGCUAAGCCAGCUCAACGACUACCAUGUCCGGCUGGUGUACCUACAAGUGUCGUGUGGAAGCCAGGAGAGUCCUAUGUUAUAGCAGUUGGUGAUGAGAGUGGUAGUAUCUCCCUCCUUGAUGCUCGCAAUCUUCAAAAUGCAGCUAUUGUUACAUCAGCUCACAGCAGAGCUGUACAUAGGCUGGCUUUUUCAACCAAAUCUCCCCUAUUACUUGCAUCUGUAUCAGAUGAUUGCACAGCAGCCGUUACAGAGCUACAACCAGAGCUUAAACAAAUAUACCGUAGCUAUGCUCACAAUGACUUUGUGCAUGGUUUAUCAUGGGACAGUCAGAGUAAUAAGCUACUAACAUGUGGAUGGGAUCGCCAGGUUAUUUCUCAUGAUAUUAACAUUGCAACAUCUAUGGCCCUAUGA
Messenger RNA from Lytechinus variegatus (green sea urchin), 906 nucleotides. RefSeq names its product methylosome protein 50-like. Gene Ontology annotation, molecular function: protein binding. Bases 1 to 906 code for a protein of 301 amino acids. Gene Ontology annotation, biological process: oocyte axis specification. Gene Ontology annotation, cellular component: methylosome. The record is from RefSeq and is a predicted model, not a curated record. NCBI's taxonomy places the organism in Eukaryota, Metazoa, Echinodermata, Echinoidea, Temnopleuroida, Toxopneustidae. The transcript is spliced from 8 exons.